Messenger RNA from Zychaea mexicana, 1432 nucleotides. Its product is annotated as CDP-alcohol phosphatidyltransferase-domain-containing protein. The coding region runs from base 159 to 1367 and encodes 402 amino acids. Gene Ontology annotation, molecular function: phosphotransferase activity, for other substituted phosphate groups. Gene Ontology annotation, biological process: phospholipid biosynthetic process. The transcript is spliced from 7 exons. The record is from RefSeq and is a predicted model, not a curated record. NCBI's taxonomy places the organism in Eukaryota, Fungi, Mucoromycota, Mucoromycetes, Mucorales, Lichtheimiaceae. Gene Ontology annotation, cellular component: membrane.
GGAGAAGGAUAAGAACUCAGAUAUUGGUGCUUCCAACUCUUUUCUGGCGAACCUUGAAGAACACUAAAGUAACAUAAAAAAUUGAAUUUUUUCUCUUUCCGUUUGGUAGGCAACCCCCCUUUUCCACUUUUUCUUCUUUUGCCCAACGCUGCUUCUCAAUGACCUAUAUCCCUACAGAAGCAUUACCGAAUCUGCACAAGUACAAGUACGGAAGCGUCGACAAAUCGCUGGUCUCCCGAUACAUUCUCUCCGUUUACUGGAACAACCUUGUCAAGAUCUUUCCACUAUGGGUCGCACCGAACCUUAUCACACUUCUUGGCUUGAUGUGUAUUAUUGUAAACGUAGCGACUUUAUACUAUUACUCCCCUGACUUGGGACCUUGUCCUAACUGGGUCUACACCACAUUCGGUAUCGGUCUCUUUCUUUAUCAGUCUUUGGACGCCAUCGAUGGCAAGCAAGCUCGACGAACUGGCAUGUCCGGACCGUUAGGUGAACUCUUUGAUCACGGCUGUGAUGCACUCAACACCACAUUGGGCGUCCUUACAUGGGCAUCCGCGACUUCCCUUGGCCAAAGCUGGUGGACUGUAGUAUCGCUGAUGGCAAGUCUUGGAAACUUUUAUUUAUCAACAUGGGAGGAGUAUCACACGGGUGUCUUGUUUUUGGGGUACUUUAACGGACCUACGGAAGGCGUGCUGAUGCUUGUCGGCGUGCAUUUGAUUUCCGGUUGUUUUGGUCCUGCAUUCUGGACACUGCGCGUGAGUGAAUUAUUGGGUCCUGUGUUGAGCUGGGAGGAUCAUCCGUUGACGCGGAUCGUUGGUGGACUGCAAUUGAAUCACGUGCUGAUUGUCAUUGGGGCAGUCGUUAUGGUGCUGAACAUCGUCGCUGGUCUUGUUAAUGUUAUCGCUGUCAAAAUUACCCCAACCGAAUUUUCACACCCGGACCGCUCGAUCCGAAAAGCGCUGUUCGGUCUUUUCCCGUUCAUUUACAUGGUUGCUGCUACCUACACCUGGCUGCGUCUGUGGCCUUCAAUUGUCAAUGAACACUUGGCGCUGUUCAUCCCUCUUGUGGGCCUGCUGUUCGGUCAUCAAGUCGGUCUGAUGAUUACAUCCCAUGUCGCCAAGCUGGAUUUCCCAUAUUGGAACUCGACCGUCAACGUCUUAUUGACAGCUGGUUGCGUUCUUGCCUAUUUGGAUGUAUCUUUGGAAAGCCCCUUGGCGAUUAGUCAAUCAGCAGCAUUAAAAUCGUUCCUUAUUGCUGCCGGUAUCCAAUAUGGCAGCUUUGUGAUGGGCGUCAUUAACGAAAUUUGUAAAUAUUUAAAUAUAGGAUGUUUGACCGUCAGAAAGUUGAAGCAGCCAUCCAAGAACUAAGUGUGUAUAUAUAUUACUACUACUAUCGUCUGUUAUUAUUUUCAAGAUAAAGAGAAAAAAAGACC